AUGGAUGCAGAAAUGGAUUCCCAGGGGAGCGUGACCGGCGACAGCCAAUCUCAAGGCGGAUCGGUGGAACUCUUCUGCGCAAGCCAAGACGUCGACUGUUUUCUAAAAGGAGACACGGUCUCUCAGAAUUUAAUGGACUGCGCUUCUUUAAGCCGGCGCAGUGAUCCUUCGCUCGCCAGCGUAAGUAGCAGUCCGGCCGCUGCGCCGUGUUCCAACGGACAAAAGUCAAAAAGGCCCAGUUCUCCCGGUACUCACCCUGGGAAAGCCUCCUGCGUCACAGCGAAAUCCCCAAAUUCCAAAGCGAGGAAGGGCCCGUCGGCCGACAACGUGGUAAUGCAAAGUCCCGACAGCCCCGUCGGUAAAACGCUGCCAGGUGCUUGCGGCGAAGCUCGGAGCGGUGUCCCGGAAACCGACGCCGCCCGUUCGGCCGUGGCGGACGACUCGUCAGAUUUAAGCCAAGACUUGCUUUGCGACCAGUCAGGUGCCACUGAAAGCGUUCCAUCCCCUGCCAAUGACGUGACUAGAAGAUGGCUGGGGACCCCCAUCGAUGAGCUGAACAGGAUGCCCCAGUGCGCCCCCCCACUUUCUCACCUGAAAGCCGUGCCUAGCUGUCACACUGUCACAGUCAGGACAGAUCUCCUGAGAGAAGGAGAGGUUCCCGUCCCGUAUCCCGGCAAGUUCAAAGACGUGUGGGACGACACGUCCGUCAAGAUGCCUUGCUCCGAGAAGAAUCUAUUUCCCAUGGAGACGGAGGACGGUGGCGGUGUUCAGAGUCGCUGGGAGUUAAUCCACUCCGCCUUGCAAGGAGGCUUCAAAAGUUCUCUAGAUGUGCGGGACGCCAUCUUGAGAUAUAACACGGCACAUGCGAAGAAAUGGGACUUCACUGCCCUCAACCUCCUUUGCACCGAGUGUCUGGAGCAUUGCGAGGUUCAGCACCUUUACGAGGCCGUACUGCCUUCCAUGGUCAAGCUGGCACUCAGCGCUCCGCGCCUCUGCACGAUGCCCAUCCCCUUGCUAAAGUCACGGAUGAACCAUUCCCUAACCAUGUCUCAGGAGCAAAUUGCCUGUCUUCUGGCCAACGCCUUCUUUUGCACGUUCCCGCGACGCAACUCCCGCAAGUCGGAGUACUGCAACUAUCCCGAGAUCAACUUCUACAGAUUAUUUGAAGGCUCCUCACCACGAAAGAUUGAAAAGUUGAAAACACUCAUCUGCUACUUUAGGAGGGUUUCACAGACCAGACCAAAGGGACUUGUGACAUUCACAAGACAAACAAUAAACACGCUUCCAAACUGGGAAAACUGCCAGACUGAGCUGACACGCUUACAUAUCACUUGCGAAGGGACAAUUGAAGACGACGGUUACGGGAUGCUGCAGGUGGACUUUGCGAACCGAUUCGUAGGCGGUGGCGUCACGGGUCACGGCUUGGUCCAAGAGGAGAUCCGGUUCCUCAUCAACCCUGAACUUAUAGUGUCCAGGCUCUUCACAGAAGCAUUAGAGCACAACGAAUGCCUCAUAAUUACAGGUGCUGAGCAGUACAGUCGAUAUUCUGGCUAUGCUGAAACUUACAAAUGGGACGAGUGCUACAAAGAUGAGACUCCCAGGGACGAAUGGCAGAGACGAUGCACGGAGAUCGUGGCCAUUGACGCGCUGAAAUACAAACACUUCCUGGAGCAAUUUGUCCCUGAAAAGAUGACCAGAGAGCUCAACAAAGCUUACUGCGGAUUCUUCCGGAAUAACGCCAACACAAAGCACCUGUCCGCGAUCGCCACCGGCAACUGGGGCUGCGGCGCUUUCGGCGGAGACACGCGUCUCAAAGCGCUGAUUCAACUGAUGGCGGCGGCAGAGGCGGGCAGGGACGUGGCUUACUUCACAUUUGGAGACGCCGCACUCAUGCGAGAUGUUCACCACAUGCACGCCUUCCUGACUGAGAGACACGUCACUGUGGGUAGGCUGUACGGGCUCCUGAACCAGUACGCUAACUCUGUUUGCAAGAACUGCCGCGCCGCCAGACCCGACGUCGGCCUCUACGAUUUCAUCUAUCGGAAGGUCUCGUCCCCUGACGCCGCCUCGGACUUUUCUAAGGACUCCGGGAUGUCCCCCGUGACGUCGGAUUGUCAUUAA
Molecule: messenger RNA, 2121 nt
Organism: Nerophis lumbriciformis (worm pipefish)
Lineage: Eukaryota; Metazoa; Chordata; Actinopteri; Syngnathiformes; Syngnathidae
Source: RefSeq, a predicted model, not a curated record